UUUUUUUUUCUCCCUUGUCACUGACUGAGCCUUAGAGGCCAUCAUUUGUUUCAACCCUGUCCUGUCUCAAGUGCAGUGUUACAAUUUUCUGUCUCCAUUCUGUUUUCGUCCUUCAUGAUCUAGCUUUCUCAUUGUAUACUGAAGGAGAUGGUUUCAACUAACGGCAUGGUCGCUCUCCAUCUUGCUUUGGUUCUACUUGCGUGUUACAAGAUAUGGUGGGCUGCUUUCUGGGUGAUGUUGGUUGUCUGCAGAUGUUUUAAAGAGUGGGAGGAACAAGGGGUUAGGUGUAUCUGCUCGUCUUGCCGACUACAGGGGCUUUUUGUUGUUUUAAUACCACAUACCACUGUCCCUUCCGAUGUGCUUAUCUGCUUACUGGAGUUUGUUGGAUAUGUUUGGACACACAAAGAAAGUUUGGCUAGGUAGUUAGGGGUGUAGCAGCCUGUGAUUUUCCAAGGAGAUGGAACGGGCUCAAUACAAGGCUUUGUAGCGAUCUUCUGAGUUCCAAU
Chaetomium strumarium is the source of this 506-nucleotide messenger RNA. RefSeq lists its product as uncharacterized. The record is from RefSeq and is a predicted model, not a curated record. The transcript has a single exon. The annotation marks the transcript as partial. Lineage: Eukaryota; Fungi; Ascomycota; Sordariomycetes; Sordariales; Chaetomiaceae.